GUUUGUAUCCGUACGAAGUUCAAAUAUAUUCGUUUGUUUGAAUUUUGACAACGGUUGUGAGGGAUGGCAGACAUACAACAAAGUAGGUUUGAAAAAUCAUUGGGUUUACUAACCACAAGAUUCGUCUCACUGUUGCAACAGGCGAGGGAUGGUGUCCUUGAUUUGAAAGUUGCAGCAGAUAUAUUGGCUGUGAGGCAGAAGAGGAGGAUAUAUGACAUCACAAAUGUUCUUGAGGGCAUUGGUCUCAUUGAGAAGAAAAGCAAGAACAGCAUUCAGUGGAAGGGUGCUGGUCCUGGCUGCAACACACAGGAAACAGCUGAACGGCUGUCAGUAUUGAAGAAAGAAAUUGCAAUGCUGGAUGAACAUGAACAGAAGCUUGACACACACAAGCAGUGGGUGCAGCAGAGUAUUAGGAACAUCACAGAUGAUGUGGAAAAUUGUCGUCUGUCGUAUGUAACUCAUGCUGACAUCUGCAGUUGUUUUGAUGACACAAUGCUUGCCAUUCAGGCACCCAAUGGAUCAGAGCUUGCUGUACCGCCUGGAAAUGAUAAAGAUCCACUUGGUAAACCCGUAUAUCAAAUACACCUUAAAUCUUCUAUAGGACCUAUAUCGGUUCUUCUGGUUGACAGGAAGAUUGAGGAGCCGAACAUUAAAGAAGAAAGCAUGGACAAUGUGGAACAGGGCACCAGUGGGACAAUGACUGAAGAGCAGGUAUUGACAGAUGCCCGUGAAAAGUUAGAAGCAUACAAAGCAGCUAUGAAAGCACCACCAGAAACAUUAGCUGGUACUGCUCUUGCUUCUCGUACAACAAGAUUGCGCAGUUCACCGCAGAAGGGCACAUUGCCAACAACAAUGGCCAAAGUUCCUGUUAGGCAGGCAGCCACUACACAGGAGGAACAAGUAUCACAGUCACCAUCAAGCCCUAAACGUCGUAGAGGUCCAGGGCGACCACCCAAACACCCAAAACUAGACCUAGACGUAGAAUUGGAUAUGGAAUUGUUGGAGCCCGAUAUCAUUCUCAGUGAUGUUGUAUCUGGUGAUGGCACUGAUGUGCCAAUGGGUUUUGAUGGAGAGUUCCUUGAAGAUCUGAUAUCAUCAGAACUUUUCGGGCCUUUUGUGAGAUUGAGUCCUCCUCCAAGUGAUAAGGACUACUGCUUCAAUCUCAGUGAUUCAGAAGGAGUUUGUGACUUGUUUGAUGUUCCAUUGAUUUCUAUGUGAAUAGUUCCUCCAUACAAGCAUUUGCAACUCCAGUAUGAAACUGUUAUUGACCGUUAUGUCACAAUGCUUAAGUGGCAUAUUGUGAAUAUAAAUUUAUAUUUAUACAUUCCUUUGUUGUGUGAAACAGUUGUAAGAAAAGUAUUCUUCUUGUACAAUAUAUUUUUUUUAUUUUUGCUGUUUGUGAACACUCAAAUGAUCAUGCUGUGAAGAGUUUGUUUUUAAAUUUUUGUGAAUAUUUAUGUGACAUAUACUUUUGUCAGAAGUAUGUUAUGUAUAAAGCACUGUGUGGCAGCUUGUGUAUAUUGUACAAAGUUU
Molecule: messenger RNA, 1533 nt
Organism: Schistocerca piceifrons (Central American locust)
Lineage: Eukaryota; Metazoa; Arthropoda; Insecta; Orthoptera; Acrididae
Product: transcription factor E2F5-like
Exons: 9
Coding region: 64-1218 (384 amino acids)
Biological process (GO): regulation of transcription by RNA polymerase II
Cellular component (GO): RNA polymerase II transcription regulator complex
Molecular function (GO): protein dimerization activity; RNA polymerase II cis-regulatory region sequence-specific DNA binding; DNA-binding transcription factor activity, RNA polymerase II-specific
Source: RefSeq, a predicted model, not a curated record